This is a messenger RNA of Trichoplusia ni (cabbage looper), 1204 nucleotides long. RefSeq lists its product as uncharacterized. The coding region runs from base 299 to 1051 and encodes 250 amino acids. The transcript has a single exon. NCBI's taxonomy places the organism in Eukaryota, Metazoa, Arthropoda, Insecta, Lepidoptera, Noctuidae. The record is from RefSeq and is a predicted model, not a curated record.
CAUUUCAAUUACUCCUCAGUUUUUCUUUUUUUCGGCAUUAAUAGCUGGUAUACAUAAUCUUGUUAUUAGUUCUGCCAAUAAACGCGUUUUACAAAUUCUUCGUAAUUUGCUCGAAGCGAUAACGUUAUCUACCCUUAUCAUUACAUAAAAUGACGAUGCGAUUUACUUAGUAUCUGUGUGACCAUGGCUUGAGUCAGACGGCUGAUAAAUAAAAUACGUAAAUAUAUUAUAUCUGAUGCUAUAUUCACAAAAACGUUGUGAGAUUUGAAAGUAUCGAUUAAAAACGAUUUGUUGAAAUAUGGAUUUCACGAACAAAGUAGUGAUCGUGACCGGAGCAAGCUCGGGAAUCGGAGCAUCUUCAGCUAUACUCUUCGCGAAAUACGGAGCCCAACUAACUCUAGUUGGAAGAGAUGAAAACAGACUUGGAAUCGUUGCAAAACAGUGUCUACAAGCAAAUGGGUUACAACCGUUGUGUAUUCUUAUCGACCUUACCGGAAAAGGAGCCUGUGAGACAGUGAUUACAAAGACUAUUGAUACCUACAAACAAAUUGAUGUCCUCGUCAACUGUGCCGGCAAAAUGCUCAUCGCAUCUUUAUUUGAUGACACAACAGACGUGUUUGACGAACUCAUAGACAUCAAUCUUCGUGUACCAUACAAGCUAACGCACCUAGCUGUGCCACACCUUGUCAAAACUAAAGGUAAUAUAGUCAAUGUGAAUACAACUAGAAACUCAAGAGUAAGACACGGAUUCUUAGCGUUUGCUAUAACCAAAGCCGGAUUGGAAAGAUUCACGAAAUCAGCUGCUGUUGAAUUAUCAACUGAAGGAGUCAGGAUCAAUUCUGUGCAGCCAGGUUUGACAAGGACGAACAUAUUAAAGAACUUGGCGAUGACAGAAGAGGAAGUGAAGAAAACUUAUGAUGCCUUGUCUAGUAAAAUGAACAUUUUGGAAGCUGAUGAGGUCGCUAAUAUGGUCGUUUUUAUGGCCAGUGAGGCUUGCCCUAACCUGAACGGCGCUCACUUUGGAAUCGAUGGCGGACAGACGCUUAUAUAACCUUGAUGGAAUUGUAUUUAAAGAUUAGAAUUAUUGUGACUUUCUUUUUUUAAGUUUUAAGUCUUUAUCGAGUGCUCUAAAAUUAAGAUUCGAUUGAUUAGGACGAUUUAUAAUCGGUAUAUUUUGUUUAGAGAUAAAUUGGUAUGAAUUGUU